Rubroshorea leprosula is the source of this 5042-nucleotide messenger RNA. Lineage: Eukaryota; Viridiplantae; Streptophyta; Magnoliopsida; Malvales; Dipterocarpaceae. The record is from the annotation of a GenBank genome assembly.
AAAUGCAUAAAGGUUGAGUUAGAGAUACAAUUAAAAAUCAAAAUUUAUUGACAAUUUAAAAAAAUGGAGAGCACCCGGGUUUCGACAAGGAGCGCGGCAACAAGGAAAGACAGUGGCUACAGACAGCAGCAAGGAUACAAGAAUGGUUUUGCAAGUGGCUACCGACAACGACAAGGAUACAGGAAUGGUUUUGCAGGUUAUAACGCACAGUCCUUCGGAGGGUCAACGACAUUCUUCUUUAAUAACUUCCCAGAGGAAUUGGAGGCAAAAUUUCUAUGGAACAGCUUUCAGAUGUACGGCAAGGUUGUUGAUGUGUAUCUUCCGAGAAAACGUGAUAAGAGAGGGAAGAGGUAUGGUUUUGUGCGGCUAACAGGGGUCAAGGAUGAGAUUCAAAUGGAGAUGAGGUUGAAUGAGAUUUGGAUUGGCUCGUAUAAAAUGAGAGUGAAGAUUGCAAAUGACAAACAGAGGAAAACAUCAACGCCCAAGAAGGUUCAAGGCGUGCCUAAAGUUAAUGGAUCAACAUGCAGCAUGAAUAGAUUGGUCCAACUAGGGCAUUCAUACGCACAAGCAGUGAAGGGACAAGGAAAAAAGGCAGAUAAGGUAUCAGAACACCUUCAGGAAAAGGAAAAAGAAGCAGCCCCGAAAAAGGAAGUUGUCAAAACAUGGUUACAAGAAAAUAUGGAUGUAGAAAAAACAGAGGAGACUAUUGAAUUCACCCCAACGAGAGAAGAGCUGCAAUGGCUUGAGGGUGGCAUGGUGGCAGUGGUGAGGUCAAUGGCGCUGGUGUCUGAGAUUCAAGAGCAAAUGGACGCUGAUGGAGGCUCAAUCUCGUUAUCACCAAUUGGGGGAAGACAGGUGUUACUAACUGAAAGAGUUGCAGGGUUUUUAUCCGAUUAUAUAAAGCAUAAUCAAGAGUUGUUUGGAUUGUGGUUUGAGUCUAUAAAACCAUGGGAGAUGCCACAAGAGAAGAAAAGCCGAAUGAUGUGGGUGUGCAUAUCGAGAGUGCCAUUAAAGGCAUGGGGUGAGAGGUGUUUUCAGAUGAUAGGCGAGACAAUCGGAGAAGUUUUGAUGGUUCAUGAGGAUACAAAGAAGAAAUCAAUCUUAUGGGAUGGGAGAGUACUGAUUUUAUGCUCGGAUUCUAGUAAAAUCUCAAAACAAAUUAAGUUGAAGGUGGAAGAGCAGGUGUGCGAGAUAGAGAUAGUUGAAGAGGAGUGGCGCUCCAAUCCAGAUUGGUGGCUAUCAAAGAAUGACCGGAGAAGUGACCUGGAAACGGAGUCCGAUUACUCAAACUCGUGGUGUCAGAAUGAGUAUCAAGAACUGGAUAUGGAUGUGAUUGGCAACGACGAAGAUACAAGUAACGGGUCAGAGCAUUUAAUGAAGGAUUUGGUUUCAAUUUCAAAUCCAAAGAAGGCAACGGUAACGGAGAGCUGUAAUCAAAUUGUGCAAGAGACAGAGUUAGAAGGGGAUGCAAGCUUUGGGCUGCCCAAGGAAAUUGGGCCACAAAGAUUGAGUUGUGUUGGGCCAGAAGAAAACAGUGGGCCGACUAAUAGGAUGGGCUGGGGACAGAUCAAGGAAAUGAGCAUAGAGGAGCCCAUUUUAAAUGCUCAAAACCAGAUGGAUUCAACGUCAAUACAGAAAUCGAAAAACUCAAAAAAAGGGAGAAAAAAACAGAGGCUUCUCAAAGAAUGUUAUCCAGAGAGCAUGGAGGAGAUCUGGGCAAAAGCAGCAUCGAGAGUAACACCAAGAAUAAGACAGCGACAAGAACGGAGAGAGGGAAUUGGCCAAGCUGGGGAUGAAAAGGUAUGCAACGCUGUUGCUGUUUCUAUUUCAGAUGGUUGUAUUGAAAAUAGAAAUAAGGGUGGGACGCUGAAAAAGAAGGAAGUGAGAAGGUUGGUUACUGAAGAGAAGCCCGAUUUUCUGUUCCUGCAAGAAACAAAGUUAGAAAAGGUGGAUGUAGAUAUUUGUAGCCAGUUAUGGAAUUCAGAUGAGUUAGAUUGGGUUACGAAGGGCUCUGCUGGAGCUUCAAGGGGUUUACUAUGUAUAUGGGACAAACGACGCUUUAUUAAGAGGGAAGAAUUCAUUGGAGAUGGAUUCGUGGGAAUUUCAGGGGAAUGGGGAGCAAAUAAACAGCAGUAUUCUUUAAUAAACGUGUAUGGUCCAAAGGAUAGACAGAAAAAGGCUAGUUUGUGGGAGGAGUUGAGGAGAAUGGUGACAGACAAGAAGGGAUGUUGGUUAAUAGCAGGGGACUUUAAUGCACAAGGAUUGCCAAGGAAUAUCUCUGAUCAUUGCGCAAUUGUGUUGAAGUCCAGAUCAGCAGAUUGGGGACCAAGACCUUUCCGGGUUUUGGACGCAUGGCAACAACAUCCAGAUUUCAAGAGGUUUGUAGAAGAUAAAUGGAGUGAGAUGGAGGUGGAGGGUUUUGCAGGGUAUAAAUGCCAACAAAAGCUGAAAUUGCUCAAAGGAUUCUUAAAAGGUUGGAACAAGGAAGUCUUUGGGAACAUGGAAGCUCAAUAUGAGCAAGCUGUAAAAAAGAUUGAGCAUGCUGAUAUGCAGAAUGAGAUAUCUGAUCUCGAAGAUGCUGAGAUUGUGAAGAGGCAAGAAGGCUUUUCUGAGAUAUGGGAUGUUUUGAGAAAGAAGGAACUUAUUUGGAAGCAGAAAUCAAGAAGUAAAUGGGUGCGUGAGAGAGAUGCAAACACCCAUUUUUUUCAUAGAGUCGCAAAAGGAAGAAGGGCACAUAAUAAUAUUGCGGGCUUAAUGUAUGAAAGGGCAUGGAUUGAUGAUCCAAAUUUAGUAAAAAAUGAGGUCUGCAGAUAUUUUAGAAGCCUGUUUCAAGGAGAGUCAUGGAAUAGACCCAAGCCUGGGGAUAUUAGAUUCCAGCAGAUCUCUGAGGAGAAAAACAAUUGGCUAGAAAGACCUUUUUCAGUUGAAGAAAUCGAGGAAGGGUUAAGGAGCUAUGAUGGUUCAAAGGCACCAGGACCUGAUGGGUACAAUUUCAACUUCCUUAAAUUUGCGUGGCACUGCAUAAAGGAGGACUUCAUCAACUUUUUUUCUGAAUUCCAUCGUAAUGGUAAAUUGGUGAGGGGACUAAAUUCUUCUUUUAUAGCCCUGAUUCCUAAAAAGUUGAAUGCUGGGGGACUAAAGGAUUAUAGACCCAUUAGCUUGAUAGGAUGUGUCUAUAAAUUAUUAGCGAAGGUGCUGGCAAAUAGAUUGAAAUCUGUGGUAGCAGAAAUAGUGAGUGAAACGCAAUCAGCCUUUGUGGGAGGCCGUCAGUUGGUGGAUAGUGUCUUGGUGCUGAAUGAAGUUGUGGAUGAAAUUAAGACGAAGAAACAGCCAGCUUUUGUUUUCAAAGCAGAUUUUGAAAAGGCAUACGAUUGCGUAGAUUGGUCCUUUUUGGAUUGGAUGAUGGAGAGUCUAAGCUUUGGAACAAAGUGGAGAGGCUGGAUUAGGGAAUGUCUUUCAACUACGAGAAUCUCGGUCCUGGUAAACGGAAGCCCGACAAAGGAAUUUGAGAUGGGUAAAGGUUUGAGACAAGGUGACCCUCUAUCUCCUUUUCUCGUUUUGAUGAUUGCAGAGGGGUUACAAGGUCUGGUACAGAGAGCAGUAAAGGAAGGAAUGUUGCAUGGGAUUGAGAUUGGAAAGAAAGGUCUGUCCGUGUCGUUGCUCCAAUUUGCUGAUGAUACAAUUAUUAUGGGCAGAGCGGAUACUGAGAAUAUACGUAUGGUGAAGGACAUCCUAAAAUGGUUUGAGCUUAUGUCGGGAUUGAGGAUUAACUUUAGCAAGAGCAGUGUUUUCGGUUAUAAUGUGUCAGAGAAAUGGCUUAAAGGUUCAGCGGGUAUGUUACAUUGUAGGGUUGGUAAAGCACAUUUUCUUUAUCUGGGAUUGCCUGCUAACGAAAAAUUUGGGAACAAGAAAUUAUGGGAGCUGGUUGUAAAUAAAUUCCGUGCCAAACUCGCUGUCUGGAAGGCCGCUACUCUUUCCUUUGAAGGCCGCCUCAUCUUGCUAAACUCGGUACUCUCUACACUACCUAUAUUUUAUAUGUCUUUAUAUUUAUUACCAAAUUCUGUGCUUGAGGAGUUGAUUAGAAUUCAAAGGAAUUUUUUAUGGGGCGGGACAGGGUCAAAUAAGAAGAUUUCAUGGGUUAAAUGGGAAUAUGUGGGUCGUGCUAAAGCCAAGGAGGGUCUUGGGGUGCCAAAUUUACAAAGAAAAAAUUGGGCAAUGCUAGGAAAGUGGUGGUAUAGGUUAGGUGACGGGGUCGAGAGUUUAUGGAAAAGGGUGGUGAGGGAGAAAUAUUAUGGUGGUAGGGAGGAGGUCGAUAUUACUACAAUUGAGUGUUUAAGGGUGUCAAAGCUUUGGAGGGACAUUAUUAGGAUAGGGGGUCUGUCUCUCAAACUUAGGAACAUGCUAGUUAAGGGUUUCAAGUGGGAGGUGGGUGAAGGAAAUAAAGUGGAUUUUUGGAUUGAUAGGUGGGUUGGAGAUAAAAGUCUUAAGGAUCUUUUUCCAAGGUUAUUUGCAUUAUCUGUAAAGAAGGAGGGCAAGGUUUAUGAAAUGGGGACUUGGGAAGAGGGUAGAUGGCGUUGGAGGGUGGAGUGGAGGAGGGGUACAAUAGGGCGAGAGAAAGAUGAGGAGGAGUUGCUGGAGAAGGUGCUGGAGGGGGUCAAACUAAAGGAGGGGGCUGGGGAUGUUUGGAAGUGAGUCCAUGUGAUGGAUGGCCAAUAUGUGGUGAAGCUAGCGUAUGAUUUUUUAGCUUCUACGGAGAGGGCUUUGGAGGACCAGAUGUGCAAACUAAUAGGGUGCAGGUUGGUGCCCUCCAAAGUGGCUUUUUUUGGGUGGCGAUUGUGUUUAGAUAGACUCCCAACAAAGAAUAACUUGCAAAAACGAGGGAUAUUGUUGCAGGAGGGGGUAUUUUGUGAAUACUGUAAUGGGAAGGUGGAGGAAGUUAAUCAUUUAUUUUGCUUAUGUUAUAAUGCGUGGUUAGCUUCGACUCAGGUGUUGAGUUGGUGGGGCUUGGAGUCUGUUCUGCCUAAUACAGUUGUGGGAUUGGC